Molecule: messenger RNA, 1243 nt
Organism: Anopheles nili
Lineage: Eukaryota; Metazoa; Arthropoda; Insecta; Diptera; Culicidae
Gene: Rtc1
Product: probable RNA 3'-terminal phosphate cyclase-like protein
Exons: 2
Coding region: 1-1164 (387 amino acids)
Biological process (GO): ribosome biogenesis; endonucleolytic cleavage of tricistronic rRNA transcript (SSU-rRNA, 5.8S rRNA, LSU-rRNA)
Cellular component (GO): nucleolus
Molecular function (GO): RNA endonuclease activity
Source: RefSeq, a predicted model, not a curated record
AUGACUUGUGUUGGGAAAGAAAACAGUUUUCUUAUAUAUAAUGGGAGCAAUUUUUUGAAACAGCGAUUAUUGCUUUCUACACUAAGUGGCAAACCGAUCGAGAUCCGUGAAAUACGACCACUGAACGACACCAACCCCGGGCUUCAAGAGUAUGAAACGAACUUGCUUCAGCUGUUGGACAAGCUUACAAACGGAUCACGUACAAGAGUGGAUCGCAACGGAUGCUCAUUCGUCUAUCAACCCGGGCUUUUACACGGUGGCAUAGUACACCAUGAUUGUAGCACCGAGCGUGGAAUUGGUUACUAUCUAGACGUUUUGGUUGCACUCGGGCCGUUCUGCAAGAUGCCGCUCCAAGUCACGCUGACCGGUGUUACGAACAGUAAAGAAAGCCCUUCCGUGGAUCACAUCAAAGCAUCUGCCCUCCCUGCGCUGAAGCGGUUCCUGGUCGUAGAUGAAGGCCUUGAAUUGAAGAUUCUAAAGCGUGGCAUGAUGCCGGGAGGCGGAGGCGAGAUAAUGUUUCGUUGCCCGGUGCGUAAGACACUGAAAGCGGUGCAGUGUACUAAACAAACGAUGGUUAAACGUAUUCGUGGCACCGCUUAUUGUUGCAAAGUUAGUCCAGCGAUGGCAAACAGGGCCGUAGAGCAUGCGAAGGGAGUGAUGCUAAAUUUCCUGCCCGAUGUUUACAUCAACACGGAUCAACACAAGGGAAAGCGCUCAGGAAACAGCCCCGGAUACGGUAUCAAUCUAGUGGCGGAAACAACUGACGGUACCACGUUUUCCGCAGAAGCAGUUUGUAAAACGAUAGAAGAGCAAGGAAACCCUUCGAUUCCGGAAGAGCUUGGCCGAGAGGCGGGAAUGAGAUUACUGGACGAAGUGUUCCGUGGUGGCUGUGUCGAUUCUACCUUCCAGUGGCUGGUUGUUUUAUUCAUGGCUUUGGCGCAAAAGGACGUCUCCAAAAUGCUCAUCGGACCAUUAUCGCAGUACACCGUCCAUUUUCUCCAGCAUCUGCGAGAAUUUUUCGGUAUUACGUUCAAGCUUGAAAAUGCCAACGGAGAUGGCGAUGAAGCAGCCGACCGGGACGAUGACGAAUUGUCUGGCUCAAACAAGGUCAUGGCUACCUGUGUCGGAGUGGGCUACAGUAACUUUAGCAAACGUGUUAACUAAGGUGCUCUUACGAUUUCUGAAACCAGAAACAAUCGUCUAAGGGCUUUGUGUAAUUGAUAAUUGAUUGAAGCAGAAUUGA